AUGGCCAAUUCAAAAUAUGAAUAUGUCAAAGCAUUUGAACGGGAGAACUACUUGCUUCCCGAAACGUAUAUAGUUAUCCGUGUUGAUGGGAAAGGCUUUCACAAGUUUUCGAAAUACUAUGACUUUGCAAAGCCUAAUGAUUUGGGCGCAUUGCAAGUGAUGAAUGCUGCUGCAAUGCAGAUAAUGCACCGAUACAGCGAUGUGCUUCUUGCGUAUGGCGAUUCAGAUGAGUAUAGUUUUCUAUUACGUCGAUCAUGUGAGCUUUACGAACGUAGAGAGAUGAAGUUGUGCACCUUAUUUGCAAGCUUAAUGAGCACGUAUUAUAUGCACUUUUGGAACCAGCGAUAUCCAGAAAAACUGAUUCAAUUAGAGAUGAUUCCAACAUUUGACGCUAGAGCAGUGACCUACCCAAACUUUAGAACUGUAAGGGACUAUUUCAGUUGGCGACAGGUUGAUUGUCAUAUCAACAAUUUGUACAAUACAACGUUUUGGAACUUGGUUGAGAAACUCGGGCUCACGGGACAAGAAGCUGAAAAUAAGCUUAUGGGAACGGUUUCUUCAGACAAGAAUGAGAUUUUGUUCAAGGAAUGCGGUAUAAACUAUAAUAAUGAGCCCGAAAUUUUCAGAAAAGGAACAAUAUUUGUUAGGGAGAUUGUGAAUAGCAAGGAAUGUAAUGAUGAUGAUGAGAUCAAACAACUAAGUGCGAGACAAAAGCAGAGACAAGAAAAGAUGAGAAAAAAAGCUGAGAUAAAGGAGUACCAUGUUGAUAUAAUUAAUGAUGACAAUUGGUGGGAAUCACGAAGCUGGUUAGAAAGAUCCUAG
Messenger RNA from Lodderomyces elongisporus, 822 nucleotides. It is a transcript of the gene THG1, whose product is annotated as tRNA guanylyltransferase. The record is from RefSeq and is a predicted model, not a curated record. NCBI's taxonomy places the organism in Eukaryota, Fungi, Ascomycota, Pichiomycetes, Serinales, Debaryomycetaceae. The transcript has a single exon. Bases 1 to 822 code for a protein of 273 amino acids. Gene Ontology annotation, molecular function: tRNA guanylyltransferase activity; magnesium ion binding. Gene Ontology annotation, biological process: tRNA modification.